Aspergillus homomorphus CBS 101889 is the source of this 1229-nucleotide messenger RNA. Its product is annotated as adenylate kinase ADK2. Gene Ontology annotation, biological process: nucleobase-containing compound metabolic process. The record is from RefSeq and is a predicted model, not a curated record. Gene Ontology annotation, cellular component: mitochondrion; cytoplasm. NCBI's taxonomy places the organism in Eukaryota, Fungi, Ascomycota, Eurotiomycetes, Eurotiales, Aspergillaceae. The transcript is spliced from 2 exons. The coding region runs from base 268 to 978 and encodes 236 amino acids. Gene Ontology annotation, molecular function: AMP kinase activity; ATP binding.
CCUUUGAUAAGGCACAGAAUCAAUAUCUGCGGCUGCUCCCUUCCCAAGUCAACACUGCAUUUCCAACAUUGAAUCAACAUUAAACACCAUGGACAUCAUAUAGCGUAUCCGCUGUCUUCCUGUCUUGCCGUUAUCAGUCCUAUCUUGAACAAGUUAGUUAGACGGCUCAACAAUUCUCAACAAGCCGAAGUAUUCCGCAGAUUAAGAAACCCUUGCAACGCUUUAGAUAGUCUCCCUCGCCCCCAAAAGACACAACCCACGACUACAAUGACACGCACCACCCGACAGCUUCGAAAGGCUGCGCGAAUCAUCCUUAUAGGCGCGCCAGGCGUUGGAAAAGGAACACAAACAGAAAGACUCCUCACUAGAUUCCCAGGCCUAGCCUCCAUAAGCUCAGGCGACCUCCUCCGGGAGAAUGUGCGGAGGAAAACCCCCUUGGGUCUCAAAGCAGAGGCCGCAAUGCAGUCCGGCAACCUGGUGCCCGAUUCGAUGAUCCUCGAGCUUAUAUCCUCGGAACUCGAGUCCAAGGGCUGGCUUCCACCCACCGCAACCCCGUCGUCGACCAUCUCCUCCAGCGCUUCUUUCAUCCUCGAUGGGUUCCCUCGCACCGCGACACAGGCCUCGAGCUUAGACAGCCUUGUCCCUGUGAAUUUUGUCGUCCAUCUUGUCACACCGCCGUCCGUCAUCCUCUCCCGCAUAGCGUCGCGAUGGGUCCACGAGCCCUCCGGACGCGUCUACAACUCCGAUUUCAAUGCGCCCAAGGUUCCUGGCAAGGAUGAUCUGACCGGCGAGCCGUUGACUCAGAGGCAGGACGACUCGAUCGACACCUGGAAGCAGCGACUUCAUAAGUUUGAGGAGACUAGCAGGGCCCUGCUGGAGCACUACGAGCGUAAGGGCUGCCUCUGGCGCGUCGAGGGCGACUCGAGCGAUGAGAUCAGUCCGAAGCUCUUUGCAGAGAUUGAGCGACACUUCUGCUAGAGUGCUCCCUGAGUGCCGACAUCGGACACCUUUCUUGUACCAUACAUCUUCCUUACUCUUUUCAUUUUGGGGGUUCUUUUCAGCUUUGCAUUACUGCAGUCCUUGAUGGAUUGCAUGCAUGAGCAGGCCUUUUUUUUUUGCCAUUCUUCCGCGUUAUAUAAUGUCUUGCCAAAGACAGCUGGCAUAACCCGUGUGGCCUAGAUGACUUAUGUCAGGUCUUACGAAGAGUACGAUAUGCCGCCAAACCAGGC